Messenger RNA from Harmonia axyridis, 1968 nucleotides. RefSeq lists its product as uncharacterized. The record is from RefSeq and is a predicted model, not a curated record. The transcript has a single exon. Bases 1 to 1968 code for a protein of 655 amino acids. Lineage: Eukaryota; Metazoa; Arthropoda; Insecta; Coleoptera; Coccinellidae.
AUGGGUUUUAUGGAGGACAUCAAGCACCGUUAUGGUAUGGAUAUUUUAAGAAACUUCAAACAAUGGGCAAAUCAGGUGAACAAGCGAGCAAGUCUGGAAAAUCACAGAAAGUUUCUUUUACGUUGUAGAAAACAAAGAAUUUUACCAUCUCAUAUCACACGUUACUCUAAAUGCAUUUCUGGUUUGAUUCUGUCUAACAGUCCUUUCGCCAACCAUUGUUACAGCGCACUAACUCAAUUUCAAUUUCGAGUACUAAAUAUUGAGAUAUGUUUUUAUCAUUGGAAACUAAGACAGAUCAAGCAUAAUAUUGAAAUCAUAAAGUCAAAACUCAGAAAUGAAAUAGCUGAAGAUAUAUUGUUUUCUUUCUCUGUUAGACAAAAUAAAUUUUACAAUUUCAAAUUCCACCAAAUAAGAAGUAAGCAAAUGACCAAAUUCAAUAACCUAAUGAAUGUACAAGUGCCUUCCAAUCUAAAGUCCACACCUGACAAGUGGAUUAUGAAUUUUUCUGAUCUCUCCAUACCCAAUAACGUAAAGUGUUUUCUUAGCUUGGGUCAUCAGUUUAAUCUUCCUUACACCAACUCAAUACCCGUGAUGAACAUAAUUGUUGACUGUGAAAGAGUUAUUAGUAAACAUGAUUUUGAGAAUAGAGAUUUAGUCAGGGCAAGAGUUGUGAACACUAUCAUGAAUUUUUUAAAUUCGAAUCAGUAUUCAAGAUCUUACAGUCCCUCCUUGUGUCGGGAUUUGAGAGAUACUCGGGCGUUCCUCUCGAACAAUAAAGAUCAUAUAGUUGUUUUGAGAGCUGAUAAAGGGAACGUCACUGUCGUUAUGAAUAGGGAUGAAUAUUCUAAAAAGUGUACAGAACUUCUUGACGAUUCGCAAACCUAUGAAAAAUUGGAGUCUGAUCCCACUGUUCGCGUCCAAAACAAAAACAACAGAUUCGUCAAAAUUCUGCUGAACAAGGACCUAGUACCGGAACCUGUUGCGAAGAAAUUGACUUCUAACGAUGGCAUUUUUCCUAAGAUGUACUUUCUACCAAAAAUACAUAAAACAGGCAUACCGAUGAGACCCAUUUUAAGCUUUGUUGGUUCCCCUAUAUACGAGCUAUCAAAAUUCAUCGCUGAUCUAUUGAAGCCGAUAUUCAUUAAGGACGAACAUUAUGUCCGGAAUUCUUUCGACUUCUUCAAUUCAACGAAUAAGACCAGAUUGCCACCUAACUAUGUAUUACUAUCACUUGAUGUCGUUUCUCUUUACACUAACACGCCUACAGAUUUAGCACUACAAAUCAUUGAAGAAAAUUGGAAUAUGGUUUCUGACCCCUCAUUUGAUUCUGAAACCUUCAAAUUAAUAUAUAAUUUUUUGAUAACUAGCAGUUAUUUCUGUUUCAACGGACAAUUUUAUAGGCAAAUUUUUGGUUUCGGGAUGGGGAAUUGUGUUUCGCAGAUUUGCUGUGACAUUGUAAUGGUAAAACUUCAAGAUUAUUGUCUCUCUCGCUUACCUUUCAGUGUACCAAUUUUCAAACGUUAUGUCGAUGAUAUUUUCACUUCCGUUCCUGUUAACACUGAACAACUCGUGUUGGACACUUUCAACUCUUUCCACCCAAAAUUACAGUUCACUUUAGAAUUAGAAUCAAAAAGCGCUCUGAAUUUCCUUGACAUGAGAGUUGAACGCACGGAUGAUAAUGUCUUAUACGUUGAUUGGUAUCAUAAACCUACUUUUUCUGGCAGGUAUAUAGGUUUUCACUCCCAUCAUGCCAUGAUACAUAAAGUUAACAUCAUACGAAAUCUCAAGUUCAGAGCCUUGAACCUCUCUGACAAAAGGUAUCAUGAAAAAAACCUGAAAAAGAUCAGAUCCAUCUUACUUAACAACAGCUGUCCGGCGCAUCUCAUAAACAAAAUAUUAGGGGAGUCUCUCAAACCCUCUCUACCACAGAUCAUUUCAUCUGAGGGACCUUCGAAUACAAUUUUAUAG